Trypanosoma brucei brucei TREU927 is the source of this 6939-nucleotide messenger RNA. RefSeq names its product phosphatidylinositol 4-kinase alpha, putative. Gene Ontology annotation, biological process: phosphatidylinositol-mediated signaling; phosphatidylinositol phosphate biosynthetic process. Gene Ontology annotation, cellular component: cytoplasm; plasma membrane. NCBI's taxonomy places the organism in Eukaryota, Euglenozoa, Kinetoplastea, Trypanosomatida, Trypanosomatidae. The record is from RefSeq and is a predicted model, not a curated record. Gene Ontology annotation, molecular function: 1-phosphatidylinositol 4-kinase activity. The transcript has a single exon. Bases 1 to 6939 code for a protein of 2312 amino acids.
AUGGACGACAUCAGGUUCCCCUCAUGGGUCAGCCACUCUCCUGCAUUCGCCUUUGCUCGUGUGCUUGGCUACCAACUGCGUCGACAACCGCUAGACACCCCCGCAACGGAUAAUUCGCCACAGGCGCUUGCGCUCGGUAGCGGAGGUCCGAGGUGGGGCGACGCGCCGCUCGCCGUCUCCGGGAGGGAGGAAUUGUUGGGCCCGUGCAUGCAAGAGGGCUAUUCGGGUGCGGAUGUGCUGUUCGGGAGAAGUCGUACAGACCCAUGGUUGGCCUCUUUGUCAAGUGUAAGUAUGCCCCAGCAUCUGCACGGUGGUGCCAUGCCAACCACACAUGCCCUCUCGGUUGUCAACAGUGGUUACAUGUUGCUUCACCCACGAGUAACGCAGCUAUUCGAGAUGUCACAAGCGAAGGAUUUGAUUGCGGGACAGGGUCGUAUUUCUGGGAAGAAUGCUCCAGUGCUAAUCGCGCUUGUGGCUCUAGCGGUCGAGUGCCGCUCACUCCCAUUUGAUCGCACAAAAUCGUUCUAUCUGGAGUGCGUUUCUUUGUACACCUCACUUAUGCAACAGCUCAACGCAACAACUUUUUCAUUGGGGGUUGACAUUCGGGGGUUUGUCUCUUCACUUGUUGCAUGUGGCAUCCACCUUCGGCAUGCAAGCAGUGGCAGCGGAGGGUUGGAAAGGGAGAAGGCGGGUUGUCCCACGUCUACUUAUGCUGGCAAGGAUGUUGGUGAUGGUAGUGUCGAGUUGAGUAGGGAAGGUUUAGUGGGUUUUGGGGCGCAUGUCGUCGAUCCACUCCUCGUUCAAUGCAUUCCCUCAAAUGCAGACGAGUGCGUAGACAACUCCAUUGCACUCGGUGCGCUUGAGGGAAUCGCCAUCGCUGGAGAAGCCGGCAACGUGGAUCUCGGCACGGAGCUCAUAGAGCACCUGCACAACCUAACGGAUACGCUCGUUACAUCCUCACAUCGAAGGGAUCCUCCAUACAAGGAGCUUUUGUGUUACCUUGUGGAAGCACUAUCAUCGGUUCAUGGUGUCUGCUAUACCAAAUUGCGCUAUUGGUGUCUAACGCUGUUACGGCCGGAAUAUAUACUCAGGGGCCUCCAGCGAAGGGAGGGCAUCCAGGCGCGAUUAGUGGCAGCUACGCUGAGGCUUCUAAUGGGGUGGCUGAAGGAAACUGCGAUGUCAAUUUCCUGUCCGGGCGACAGUGCAGCACGUAGUGGGGGAAAUGGGGAUGGGGGAACUACUUCCUGCUGUUCAAUAUCUAAUUUUGUUGACCGAAGGGAGGUUGUCGAAGCCGAAACGCUCAUUGAAGGCGUCUGGGCGGUUCUUCAGGAUUCUGAGGACAAAUGGGGCAAGGUUCAAAAUCGUAGUUUUGUAUUGUAUGGGACCAGCCUGCGUGCUGUAGUGGUGAGCUUGCUCCAAGCGGAGCUGGAGCGUAUUCGGUGCUACGCCAUAGUCAACAGCACUUGCCAACACAACGCGCACAGCGGACAACAACACGAGCGUGGUAACGGCUCAGGUGAUGCGGGGUAUGUGCCCUCCAUGGAGGAAGACGCCCUUCGCCUCGGGGUGAUUGGCAACAUCGUUAAGUUUCUUCUCCUACCCAAGAGUGCUUUCGCCGCGAUUGGUACGGCUGGGCCGGUGGUGUCGCUUCACCAAGAUAUUGCGGAGCACAGUGCAAAAGUUCUGGCGUUCGUCGCAUCCACCGAUGGCAGAGCGCUGUCGACAAGUACACAUCCCUUCUCGGUCUUAGGGGCCAAAAUGAGGAGAAUACAAUUUUCCAACAAAUUUUACGGUGGUGUUGAACAAGUAACACAUGAACUCAUUCGUUGCAUUUUAAGGGCGGGAAAUCUGGGAAUUGCCACAUCAUCCAAUGUGGAGACGAGAAGCCGAACCGCCGCGCUCUGCUUGCAGGGACUGUGUGCCACAAAUGCUUACAUACGCGCCCUUGUCAGCACAGAGGUCAACGAUGCUGUAACGCGAAAUGACGGGUUGCAGCAGUUGGGGGACGGUGCUGAUGAAGCAGGGAGUAACGUUGAGGGACGUUUGGAUCAAGGUCCCGUCGACGUAUCGCUGCGCUUUUCUGUGUGCUUUGAGAUGAUGAACCGUGUUCUCUUGUCGAGGCACCAUUCGUUGUGCAAUCCGUUGCCUUACGAGAGUCUACGUCGGUACACCCAGCUGCUGUUUGAUACGGUGGAGGACACUCUGCGAGCCCACACUCGGUGUAUCGAAUUGUCGCAUACAAAUAAACAGUUUCCAGGCAACGAACUACAGGUCACGGCGGACGCUUUUUGGCACCUUACUCGGCGUUGCCAUGAUCGUGUCCUUGCGAUGGUCCGUGAGGCGCUUCGAGAUUUACCCCACAAUGCUUCGGGCGAUGCCGGCGAUGAAUGGAACAAAUCGCCUCUUGUUGAGGCGAUCAACAACGAGGGAAAGGUACUGCGUCUCCUACUACACUCGGUCCUCCGAUGCAUGAUCAACUGUUUGUGGCCAGGCUCCGGGAUUAUUUACGACACUAACAUUGACGGUGGGAAGGAAACGCAGAACGGUCACCAUAUGCGUUCCGAUAUGAGCGAGGUGGCCCUUGCGACGCUUUCGCUGUUCCUGCAACCGUUGUGUCUGCUCUGCCAGCUUCUCACACUUUUGCCUGAAAAAGACGUACAGUGUCUCAAGAGUUACCGUGAUAACGUGCAGAGGUUCAAGCAGUUGGAAAGUACAGACUCUUUCAUGCACCACAGUGGCAUUCAGCCUAAUAGCAUGAGUCUUCCACUCUAUGAUGACAGCGACGCCGCCCAGCUGCGCUCCUAUUGGCUGAUGCUUACGUAUUAUGGCUUUACUUCCAAGGUGAUGCUCCUAACGCAAGCUGAGGGAAAAGGUGCGGAGGGAUCAUCAGAUGUUAAGCAACCCCGUGGGGGUGAGUACGUGUUGUCUUGGAACCAAACGAAGUGCGUGCGCCUCCUUGCCUCUUUAUCACCACAGCUUUUGCGCAUGCGAUCCACCGAUUACCAACAGGUCAUGAGUGAUAUUGAACUUUUGGAACGUCAUUUGCGCAACUACAGCACUGACAGCCACGCCAUAAAGCCUUACAGAAAGGGGUUGCUGCAAUACCUGGAAGACUGCUGCCCUGGUGUAUCGUCGGUGGGGCGCCGAUUGCCGUUUUCUGAACUUUUUCUUUUUCAUGCGCUGGCAACCCUCGAAAUCCUCCGAGCUUCCUGCGGCUUCAUCUCAACUAUUGCACAGUACCACCGGUUCGAAAUUUGUGAGUUCGACGCUAGUGCAGAUUUCCGGGCAGCAACGUCGUGCCUAACGGCUGCUGCAACAAAUCGGUAUCUCUCAGCGUUGAAAGCCACGUCUCCCGACACGGCCGCGAAACGGAUCGAGGCGGACGUACCACAACUCGUCUUAUUAUAUGGUUUCGCCGUUCAAUCAGUAAGGCGCUCCGCCAAAGAAAUACUAAGUAAAAUUAUAUCAGCCUUCCCGUCGUUUGUGGGGACUUGCCAGGCUCUUCCACUUCUGUGGGACGUCAUCGGCGUGCUUGAAAAGGGAAGUGCAGCAGAGGUGGAGCUUUACUGCCAAUCAAAGCAAAUGUUGGAGCCCCCCGCCGUCGCUGCGGAUCCGGAAUCCCCGGAACGACGAAAACAGUUGAGUGAUGCCGUCUCUUUUGCAGUGCAUUGGGCCCAGCUAGCAGAGCAAGGCUCCCCCAUCGCCUUGCGGGAACAUGCCGAGCGUUUCAUCGUUGAACAGCCGACGUACGGCACGGUCGAGCCCGGCAUCGGGUUAAGCCUGGCCCUUCGUGCACACAACGCUGGGGGUUUAUCGGCAACGUCGAAGCCGAUGUGUGAGCGAAGCCUCAUAAGGAGGAGUAACGCAAAGGGCCACGUUAGGGCACUCUUUCGGGUAGCAACCCAUGGUGGUGCUGAUCAGUUGCUGCUUCAGCACCUGCAGGAAGCGGGAGAGGACCUUGUGAAGACCUUCGGUUUGAGUAAACAACUAAGGGAGCAGCAGUUCGUGACGUUGACGAACGCUCUGUCUGGUGAAAUAGGUGUGGAUGAUUUUAGUCGUGGUUGCCAAGGUGGGGAAGCGGAGGACACGGUUCACCGGGGUUCCUGGACGUCCACAUGUACCCCACCUAGUGGUCAGACCUUGUCAGAUAAGCUGCAUGAAAGUGACACACUAGCUUGCUCCGCGGUUGUGCUCCUGACGAGCGCGCGGCUUGGUACAUCAAUGCAUAUAAGCCUUCUGCGGUGCAUCGUGCAGUACCCCAUCCGUUCGUUUUCAAGCGACGCCCUGGCCAAGGCCAUCAGUUGCUGGAGGUGGAUCUUAUUUGAGAGACCGGGGCUCUUUGCAGCCCCACUGCUAGCAGAAGUUGUAGAGGGAUUUGUGUGGACAAUUACCCAUCGUGUUGGACUGUUUGACGGCUCCCGACCGAGAGGCCUUGACGAAGUGGAGUCAGGCAGGAAACCACAGUUAAGGAGGGAUGCGGCCAUUUACUCACAUGAUUAUGCCACGAACUCUCCACAUAAGCUUCUCGCCGAGUUUUUAAUUGCGUGCUAUGUCGAUGAGGGCGGGCCAGUAUCAUUUGUCCCGCCCGUUCUCCACCUUUUAAAGCAACUCGCCUUGAGGAUUGUGAAAACUCCGUCCAGGCUCUCCACAAAAGAUGCGUCCUUCUCGGAAAUGACGCGCUGCGUCCUGAUGAUAGGUCUCAUUUGCCGUAAUUUACAAGCUGCAAACGAGUGCCGUGCGCGCGAGGGUUUGCCGGCCCUAACCCCCGCCUUCUUCGUCGGAGCCCUGCGCCAAGGCUUUUAUCGCUGUUUGAUGCACUGGUUUCAAAAGACGCCGCCUUCUUGGUACUUCUCGCGGGACCGCACGGCCGCGGAGAAGGAACUAGCGGCCUUGCGAAAACUUAUGGAAAUGUUGGACAGGGACAUGAAAGCAUUGUCACGUUCUAGCGAUGGGUUUCUGGACUUUGCCUCACCAGAAAAGUCAGCUGAUUCCACCCUUGUCAACCUGACGCUUGUGGGAAGUGUCGCGCAGCGCAGGAUAGGUGAAGACAUUGCGGGUGGAACUUUCACGGACAUUGAAAGCCUGAUUGCCGCUGAGCGGGAACGGCUAAUGAGCCUCAUCCGACUCCUGCAACUCCUGGUCAAACACGAGCACCAUCGACUCCUCGUUUGGCUCCAUCCUUCCGAUUCCCUCUCAACGCCGUCCCGCGACUAUUUUGACGCCAUUUCCAGUGGCGAAUGGUUAUCGCACUGCACGGCGGCGUCAGAAAGCGACCCCGCAGUACUGGUUGCGUUGGUGGCGCGGUUUCCCAACAGACAUGUGGUGGGUUGGGCUGCGCAAAUCGUCUCUGAGAAUCCAGAGCUCUACUGCAAUAUACCUGGAGCAGUGGAUCUCUAUUUGAACAGCGUAACGCUGGUCAACGGGUAUCCUGCGCUCCACCUCUUCAGGAACGGUGGUCUUGUGCAGUCCCUCCGCCAUCUGCACGCGCGGUAUGCGACUCGGUACCCGCAGGUCUCCGCGUACGCCCUUCGCAGCCUUUUGUGUAAAAAGUGCGACUCGCUUACGUUUUACCUCCCUCAAAUACUUCAGAUACUUUCAGAGGACCCAAUCGGGGCCGUGCCGUCUUUCUUGAAGAAAAUGUGCAAAAGGAGCCAAACGUUUGAGCACCAGCUCCUUUGGUCCCUACAAGCGGAAGGGGGUGGAGAUAGCGAGCACGCACGGAAGUGCUCCCAGCUCGCGUCGGAGAUCCGGCACUCCUUCAAUGCCUCAAGGAAAGCUUUCCAUGACGGUGAGUUCAAUUUCAUUGACCGAAUUAUUUCCUUGUCUGGAGAAAUGAUGCCUAUCGAGAGGCCGCUUCGAAAGGGAAGGCUCCGCCUUCGGUUGCGCGAUAAGGAAUUCCACGACUCUAUCGGUGGACAGCACUUAUAUUUGCCCACAGAUCCCAACUGGAGAAUCGUCGCCCUUCGCCCUGACACCGCUGGUGCAAUGCAGAGCGCGGCAAAGUGCCCCAUCAUGGUGGAGUUUCACUGCGUUCCGCAGAAUAGUCGGGACGGGGAAAAUGCACAAGGAGAGGCGACCGGCUCGGAUAAAGAAGCGGUAACGUCAAAGCUCUGCAUUUUCAAGAUGGGGGAUGAUUGCAGGCAGGAUCAACUUGCAUUGCAACUGAUAGGGCUCUUCCGCCGUGUGUUUGACUCCAUCCAGCUACCAUCCUUUCUUUAUCCGUACAAGGUGGUUGCCACCGGGAGGGAUUGUGGUGUUAUCGAGUGUGUUCCCCGGGCAAUGAGUCGUGAUCAGAUUGGGAAACUGGUGGAAGGUAACCUCUCGGAGUACUUUGUACAGACCUACGGCUACCCAGAAUCCGUAAGAUUCCAUCGCGCUCGGGAGUGUUUUAUCCGAAGCAUGGCCUCAUAUGCCACCGCUUCUUUCGUCCUCAACAUAAAGGACCGUCACAACGGCAAUAUUCUUAUCGACUCCUAUGGCCACUUGGUGCACAUAGACUUCGGGUUUUUGUUUGACCUUUCACCGGGAGGCGACAUCAACUUCGAGUCGUCCCCGUUCAAGUUAACCCUGGAAAUGGCGCAGCUCAUGGGGUACCCGGUGAAUGAAGGGAAAGGGAAGCAACCAAGCCCCUCCCUCGCAAAAGCUCUAGUGGAUCUGGAGAGCUACAAUCUAUUUGUGGACCUGACGAUUCGUUGCUUCCUCGCUGUUCGACAAUACGCCCACGAGAUUUGUGUGCUUGUUGAACUGAUGCUCAGCAGUGGUCUUCCUUGCUUUAAGCCCAAAAAGACAAUUCACGAUCUGUCCUGGCGCCUCGCGAUGCAUAAGAGUGAAGCGUGGGCAGCAGACUUCAUGCGGAAGCGGAUCGCAGAAUCCAGGGAGAACGUUCGAACGGUUCUCUACGACCGCUACCAGAACUACGCCGAGGGUAUUGAAAUGUAG